Molecule: messenger RNA, 3059 nt
Organism: Mus musculus (house mouse)
Lineage: Eukaryota; Metazoa; Chordata; Mammalia; Rodentia; Muridae
Gene: Mrpl11
Product: mitochondrial ribosomal protein L11
Exons: 5
Coding region: 101-718 (205 amino acids)
Biological process (GO): translation
Cellular component (GO): mitochondrion; mitochondrial inner membrane; ribosome
Molecular function (GO): structural constituent of ribosome
Source: RefSeq, a predicted model, not a curated record
AUUGUGUGUACUGAAACCAUAUAGGUUCUCGUCCUGCCUUCAGAGCGCAAAGUUCAAUUAAUUCUUAAAUUCCGUAAUUGGUCUUUAGUUGGAGAGCUGUAUGCCUGAAACAAGACUGCUCUUUUUUGGUCUCAUUUACCCUAGCCGAACACGAGGGCCCUUCACCUCUGACCCAAAAUGGCCGCGCCCAGAGCGUAGUUCUUUGCUUCUCCGAGGCGAGCUAAGAUUAAAAUCCUACAUCAUGUCCAAGCUAAGCCGGGCCACUCGGACCCUCAAGAAGCCCGAGGCCGGCGGCGUGAUCCGGUCCAUCGUGCGAGCAGGCCAAGCUAUUCCUGGGCCUCCACUAGGUCCCAUCUUGGGUCAGCGAGGUGUCUCUAUCAACCAGUUCUGCAAAGAGUUCAACGAGAAGACAAAGGACAUCAAAGAAGGCAUUCCCCUGCCUACAAAAAUUUUUAUAAAGCCCGACAGGACAUUUGAGCUCAAGAUUGGGCAGCCCACUGUUUCUUACUUUUUGAAGGCAGCUGCUGGGAUCGAGAAGGGGGCCCGGCAUACAGGGAAAGAGGUGGCAGGCCUGGUGAGUUUGAAGCACGUAUAUGAGAUUGCCUGUGUCAAAGCUAAGGAUGAUGCUUUUGCCAUGCAAGAUGUGCCCCUGUCUUCUGUGGUCCGUUCCAUCAUUGGCUCUGCCCGUUCCCUGGGCAUUCGAGUGGUGAAGGAGUGAGUAUCUUGAGAGGAAUCCAACCUCAGUGCAGAAGAACUGGAGGCUUUCCAGAAGGAACGAGCUGUGUUUUUGGCUGCUCAGAAAGAGGCAGAUUUGGCAGCCCAGGCAGAAGCUGCCAAGAAGUGACCCCAACUUUCUACACUCUGAGAAUUUGAAGUGAGAGGCUGAGAAAGGGGGCCACAGAGGAAGCUGAGCCAAAGGACUUCAUGGCAACCCGAUUUCUAGUUUCCUGACAUGUUUCUGUACAUUUGCUGUGCCAGGGGAUCAAGCCUGAAUAAAUAUCCUUUGUCAUCAACUCUCAGCUUCUCUCCUGAGACCCCAGAGAUGGGGACCAAUACUGACAGUUCCCAGCCUUCACAGGUGUGAGCUGCCCUACAGGUGAACGCAGCCUCAACCAAGCAAAUUAUCAUGCCCAGUGCCUUGGUCAGCCUUGUAUUAUAUCAAAAUAACCAAAGCUUGGUGCUUUAUAAAGAAAAGGUAUUGAUUUGGCUUCUGAUUCAUGGUGCUGGAGUAUGGCAAGGCUCACUUGCUGUAUGACAGCAUGGUACAGUGGAAACAGUCACAUACAUAGGGCCAUCUGUGUGAGGUAGCCUCACCUGGACCAGUCCCCGCCUUAAGGCCAACAUUAGUGAAGGUUGGACUCCCAGACCCCUCCGCCAGACCACACUUUGAUUUAUUCAUUUUAUAUGUGACUGUUUUGCCUGCAUAUAUGUGAGUGCACUGUGUGCAUGCUUGGUGUCUGUCAGAAGAGGGUAUUGGAUCCCCUGGAGCUGGAUUUAUGGGUAGUUGUGAACCAGUAUGUGGAUCCUGGAGUUGAACCUGGGUUCUCUGUAAGAGCAACAAACAAGUGCUCUUACCUCCUGAGCCAUCUCUCUACUCUAUCCCCCUUUUUUGAGAUAGGAUCUCUGGAUAUCCUUGAACUCACGGAGAUCCACCUGCCUCUGCCUUCCACAUUGCUGGGACUAAAGCUUGCACCACCAUACAGGGCAUAGCCCCCACUUCUUAAGGAUUCCACCACCUUCCACACUGGGAAGCAAGCCUUCAGCCCAUGAGCCUCCGGGGCACGUGUCGUAACAUUCAGGCUCUGAGUAGGUACAAGUGGAGUAGAGCCCAGGGAGAAAUCCUAUGUUCAGGGUUGAAGAUGUUGUUUCCUGAUGGAGCUGCUCCUUACACAAAGCCUCAACUUCUAUUCCCAACACUUCAGAGCACAUAAGCCUGUGCUCUUCCCUCGGGGAUGAGAGAAGGCACAGUCGAUGGGGUCCACAGACACUAAGGCUUGGCUGUGUUGCUUGUCUUUUCUUAGUAUAACUGUUGGGGAGUUUGUAUCUGAGAAGCAGGAGCCUGACAGAGAAUUCAGACCACAGAUAGGGUUAUCCUUUAUCCAGGGGCAGCUUCAGGCCUCCCUGCUGAGUUGACAUGAUUGUUUCUGAGGCAGAAUCUCAUUAUUUAGCCUUGGCUGGCCUGAAACUGGCUGGCUAGGCUACAGCCUGACCUCUCAGUGCUCCAGUUAAAGGUGUGCAUUACCCCACCCGGCUCCUUACUAAGUUUGGUUAUUUGCUUUUUUAAAACUUGCCAUUUGGGGCUGGAGAGAUGGCUCAGAGGUUAAGAGCACUAGCUGCUCUUCCAGAGGUCCUGUGUUCAGUUCCCAGCAACCACAUGGUAGCUCAUCACCAUAUAUAGUGAGAUCUGGUGCCCUCCUCUGGCUUGCAGGUAUACAUGCAGGCAAAACACUACGUAGUAAAUCUAUAAAACAAAACUUGCUGGUUUUUUUGUUUUUGUUUUGUUUUGUUUUGUUUUAAUGCUGUUGGAGAUGAAACCCAGGGCCUCAUUCAGCCAGAGCCAGGACUGUGUCCCUCUCAGCUCUGCCUCUGCCAAGCUUGUGAAUCUACCCUGGGUCAGGGAGAACAGCCGAAUCACAGCCCAGACCUACAUAAGUGAAAUUCCAGUAGACACCUGCCUGAGAAGUCCUUGUGGACCCUUGACCUGCCUGAGAAGUCCUUGGGGACCCUUGGUCUGCCUGAGAAGUCCUUGGGGACCCUUGGUCUGCCUGAGAAGUCCUUGGGGACCCUUGGUCUGCCUGAAAAGUCCUUGGGGGCCCUUGACCUGCCUGAGAAGUCCUUGGGGGCCCUUGACCUCCUGUUUUCCCAUUCUACAAAACAUCAAGUGUUCUCUCAGAAGAGAGGCAGAAUUGACAGGAAAGAUGAAGUCUGUGUUUGCCGUGUGUUGCAUGCUGGGCAUUAUUUUUUGCUUGUUAACAUUCUGAACAAUUUAGUCAAAUUUUCACAUAGUAUUAAUAGUUCAACAUUGUUUACUAAUACAAUUAAAACUUUUAUUACGUGUA